UUACCGUGUAGUUCCGAAUCGGUACUUCCGAUUUAAAUAAGAAAUAAUUAGGCUGUGGUGUGAUUGAAAACAAUGAUUCGAUCAGUCUUAAUCGAUUUAAGCGGCACCUUACAUAUUGACAAUCAUGUAAUACCAGGUUCUGUUGAGGCUCUCAAAAGAUUGAUGAACACAAAUCUCCGAAUAAAAUUCGUGACGAACACAACAAAAGAGAGCAAACGUAUUUUACACGAGCGUUUAACGAAUCUCGGUUUUGGAGUCAACAAAAAUGACAUAAUUAGUUCUUUGGGUGCUGCCAAAAUAUUACUUGAGAAGCGCAAAUUAAAGCCUAUGUUGAUGUUGUCGCCUGAAGCAAAAGAGGACUUUGCGGAUAUCGAAUGUCCAGUUGGUGCUAGACCUGAUGCCGUUGUUAUUGGUCUUGCACCCACAGAAUUCUAUUAUGAGAAACUAACGGAAACUUUCAGACACAUAAACAAUGGAUCAAAAUUGAUAGCAAUACAUUCGGGAAAAUAUUAUAAAAGGAGUGAUGGUUUAGCUUUAGGGCCUGGGUUUUUUGUUAAGGGCUUAGAAUACUCUUGUCAAGUUACUGCUGAACUUGUAGGAAAACCUAGUAAAACCUUCUUUCUCUCUGCUUUGGAUGAUGUUGAUCCAGAACAUGCAAUCAUGAUUGGUGAUGAUGUUACAGAUGAUAUUGAAGGUGCCAUGAAUGCUGGUUUACAAGGAAUUUUAGUCAAGACUGGAAAAUAUCAGGAAGGCGACGAAAAUAAAAUAAAACCACCUCCUAGUUAUGUUGCUCAAGAUUUUGCAGAGGCAGUAGAAAUUAUAUUGCAACAAAUUUCUAAAAAUGCGUAGAACAUUUAUUAUAUAAUACUGAUAUAAUAUAUAAAUAACUUAAUAAAUUAUUAAAUAGCUAUAUAAAAAAUAUAUACUUGAUACACAGUCAAA
Molecule: messenger RNA, 942 nt
Organism: Aethina tumida (small hive beetle)
Lineage: Eukaryota; Metazoa; Arthropoda; Insecta; Coleoptera; Nitidulidae
Product: haloacid dehalogenase-like hydrolase domain-containing protein 2
Exons: 4
Coding region: 73-849 (258 amino acids)
Biological process (GO): dephosphorylation
Molecular function (GO): phosphatase activity
Source: RefSeq, a predicted model, not a curated record